Molecule: messenger RNA, 946 nt
Organism: Oryza sativa Japonica Group (Japanese rice)
Lineage: Eukaryota; Viridiplantae; Streptophyta; Magnoliopsida; Poales; Poaceae
Source: RefSeq, a predicted model, not a curated record
CGGCGGCAGAAGGCAACGCGCCUUCGAAUCCCUAACCCCUCAAGUUCGCUGUCUUGACUCUGCUAUCGAAACCCGCAUAGCUUUCGCCUUUCGGAUUCGAGGGCGAGGCGCGCGCAGGGAACGCGAUCGAUCGUAGCCAUGGCCGCCGCCGGAGAGGAGAAACCGUUGCCGGCGGAGGAAAUCCAGGGGAUCAACGACGAGGCGGAGCCGCAUCCCCCGAGGCGUAAGCGUAACGACGACUUACUCCACGACGAGGAGUUCCAGCGUGUGGUGCGCGACAUCGUCAUCGGCCCGGAUAACGUUCCCGGCGGAGGACAUGCGUUGAGGAUUAUCAGAGACCCUGCUACUGCGUUCGAAGAGCUCCUAGAGUGCUACCGCAAGGCCGGCCUGCUAGAAGGUCAAGUCUGGAAGCGUUGUAACAUCUUCAAGGGGUUGGAGGGGUUGGAUAACUUGCAGGAUGAGGUGAAGAUGGAGGAGACAGUGAAAGAGGAGGAGGAGGAGGCGACAGGUUGCCGAGGCAGAGACGCGAGCCCUGAUCGUCCCGAUGAGCUGGCGAAGAAACGACGCUUGGAUGGGCCUUGAGCUGGAUUAUGGAUGCAACCUGCCAUUUGAGCUGAGCUGUAUUUAGUAACACUGUCAAUUUUUACAACAGUAGAGAGAUUCAUUCAGUAACUAGUGAUUGUUCUGCGUGAUAACGACCGCAGUUACCAUCCCUAGAUAAUACUAGUAUAGCUAGCAAUACUGGUGAGCCACAAUCAGCAGUAACCCAUGUUCCAAAUUGACCCUUAAUUUGUAACUUCGUUUUCUGAAGACUGAGGUUUAGUUGAAUAGUUGAUGUCAUAGCUGGUCUUGUGGCCUAUCGAACCUUGUGUGUGUUUUGUUUUCUUUAAUGAAAGCGGGAGCGGUGUGGCCUUCUCUUUGGAAAAAAAAAGGGUCUUGUGGCUCA